Clonostachys solani is the source of this 918-nucleotide messenger RNA. NCBI's taxonomy places the organism in Eukaryota, Fungi, Ascomycota, Sordariomycetes, Hypocreales, Bionectriaceae. The record is from the annotation of a GenBank genome assembly.
AUGGCCGCAGAGCAGGAACAUAAAGAUAUUGAGUUCAAGACCUUUGAUGGCUUGACUCUACGCGGAUGGAUGUACAUGGGCCCCAAAGGUGGCCCUGCAGUGAUUGUCAAUGGCGCAUUCAUGUGUCCCAAAGAGAUCUUCGUCACGAGCAUAGCAGCUUGGUUCGGUCGUCAUGGCGUGACGGCUCUUGUAUACGACGCCCGUUCUCUAGGCACUAGCGACGGUAUGCCUCGAAGUGAUUUGGACCCUCAGAAGAACGCUGAAGACAACUCAGAUGCCGUCACAUUCUUGCUACAAGAAGGCUGGGUAGACCCGAACCGCAUAGCCGUAUGGGGGUUUUUCUACAGCUCCGGGAUAGCACUCGAGGCCGCGGCAUUUGACAAGCGCAUAAAAGCCGUCAUAGCCCAAGGCCUGAUGCCCGAGUGGUACCUGGAUCCCGCUGAUCAGGAGCAGCUCGUCGCUCGUGCCGUCGCGGAUCGGGCGAACCAGCUCCGCGGCAAUCCUCCCGAAUACGUACCCCUACUGAAUGAGAAGGGCGAGCACUUCCUACUCUUCAAGUACCUGGCCAACAUGACGCCCGAGCAUCAGGCACACCUACCCAACUGGGUCCACGGGGCCAGGAAGACCGCCCCGACCUUCCGGGACAGUUUGACCAUACAGAGUUUCUAUCGUCACGCCAAGUGGCAGCCCAUCCACCUAUUCGCAUCCGUCUGCCCUACCCCCGUCAUGAUACUGACGCCUGAGAAUGACGAGGUCGUGCCGCCCGACUAUCAGAAGAGCAUAUUUGACAGCCUGCAAUCGCCGCAUAAGAAGUUUCAGAUUGUGAAGAACAGAGGACACGCAGACCUUUUAAGCAUUGACCUUGAUGAGCUGCUGGACGGGCAGCUAGCGUUUCUCAAGGAAGUUUUGGACUUUUGA